AUGAGCACAAGCGUGGAUCUCCGCAGUAUCAUGGAGAUGGACCAACCCAGGCAAUUGCGCGAUGUGAAUUUUGAGGAGUGGGACGAUGGUCAUAUUGCAUGUCAAGCAUACCAACCGACCGAAGUUGAUCAGCCAUGGCCAUAUAGGUUUCAGCAUGGCGACUCUGUUUGGGUCCACUCCACAGACUUUCACUGGUGUCUGGGGACGGUUUCUGGUCGGCCCAAGGUUGGCCGCACGAGAGAGGUGAAUAUUUUUCGUGUCAUUUACGAUGGAAAAUUUCGUAUAUGGGUAUCGCCUCUCGAGGGCGAGUUGAAGCCUGAUACUCCGCAUAUAAGGAAAUUGGUGGACAAAGCCUAUUAA
Messenger RNA from Suillus paluster, 360 nucleotides. RefSeq lists its product as uncharacterized. The transcript is spliced from 3 exons. NCBI's taxonomy places the organism in Eukaryota, Fungi, Basidiomycota, Agaricomycetes, Boletales, Suillaceae. The record is from RefSeq and is a predicted model, not a curated record. Bases 1 to 360 code for a protein of 119 amino acids.